AACCCCGCAGGACCGAGUUUCUCAGCCCUGUCUCUCUCGCACGCCGCGCGGCUUCCGCCAUAGCCCCCGCUUCCUCCUCGCGCGUCUGGUGCGGCGGGCUCUCUAGGCCGGCGCGUCUCUAUGGCCGCAGGGGCGGCAGUUCCGCAGACUCUGUCGGCACCAUGGCUCCGGCGAGAGAGAGCGUCAGUCUGUUCUUCAAGCUCUACUGCCUGACGGUGAUGACCCUGGUGGCCGCAGCUUACACCGUAGCACUGAGAUACACACGGACAGCGGCCAAGGAGCUCUAUUUCUCAACUACAGCCGUGUGCAUCACAGAGGUUAUCAAGUUACUCAUAAGUGUUGGACUGUUAGCCAAAGAAACUGGCAGUCUGGGUAGAUUUAAAGCUUCUUUAAGUGAAAACGUCUUGGGGAGCCCCAAGGAACUGGUGAAGUUAAGUGUGCCAUCCCUGGUGUAUGCUGUGCAGAACAACAUGGCUUUCCUAGCUCUCAGUAAUCUGGACGCAGCAGUGUAUCAGGUGACCUAUCAACUGAAGAUUCCCUGCACUGCUUUAUGUACUGUUUUAAUGUUAAAUCGAACACUCAGCAAAUUACAGUGGAUUUCAGUUUUCAUGCUAUGUGGUGGGGUCACACUGGUACAGUGGAAACCAGCCCAAGCUACAAAAGUCGUGGUAGCGCAGAAUCCAUUAUUAGGCUUUGGCGCUAUAGCUAUUGCUGUAUUAUGCUCUGGAUUUGCAGGAGUUUAUUUUGAAAAAGUUUUAAAGAGUUCAGACACUUCCCUUUGGGUGAGAAACAUUCAGAUGUAUCUGUCAGGGAUUGCUGUGACGUUAGCUGGUACCUACUUGUCAGAUGGAGCUGAAAUUAAAGAAAAAGGAUUCUUCUAUGGCUACACAUAUUAUGUCUGGUUUGUUAUCUUCCUUGCUAGUGUGGGAGGCCUGUACACGUCGGUUGUGGUGAAGUACACUGACAACAUCAUGAAAGGUUUCUCCGCGGCCGCAGCCAUUGUUCUUUCUACCAUUGCUUCAGUCAUACUGUUUGGAUUACAGAUAACACUUUCAUUCGCACUGGGAGCUCUUCUUGUGUGUGUUUCCAUAUAUCUCUAUGGGUUACCCAGACAAGACACUACGUCCAUUCAACAAGAAACAACUUCAAAAGAGAGAAUCAUUGGUGUGUGAUUUGAAUCUCAAGAUAUUCCUCUAAGAACUAAACUGUUGAUAAUAAAUCAGAGCCUUAAGUCAACCCCAGAUGGUAGCUUAAACAAUGUCAACAGAUUAAAUGUAUGACACAAGACUCAAGAAGAAAACUCUGAAUGAAAUGCUAAAACAUUUAAUUUGGGUGUGUUUGGUGUCAAGUUAUAUUAUUUCAGAAUGAAGGACUUCAUAUGAGAGAGAGAGAGGAGAGAGAGAGAGAGAUCAAUCUUGUAUACAGAGCAUGGAGGUGCCAUGCUAACUGUGUGUGUGUGUGUGUGUGUACACGCGUGUGUGGUGUACACAGAACAUGGAGGUAACGAUGCAGGAUCAUAGCAUCAAGUGAAGAAACUACAAUAUUCACUCAACAAGGUUUAAGACAGUGUCUGAGGGUUAAAGUGCCAAAGCCAUUUCUGUCCUCACUGCUCUCUUGUUGAGGUACUGGGAGAGGACGGUUAGCCUUCUCCAGCCCAUGGAUAGCACUUUGUCCCCACAGCAGUAAAAGAUCUAGCUUCUCCUAUCAGAGUGACGAAGGAGUAAGGCUGGAGAACACGCCUCAGUGUGUGGCUUCUGCACCGGGAUCUACUUCACAGCUCAGACGCUGACUUCUGGGGAUGACUGACAACUUCACUGAUGUAUUUGUGCCAUCUACUGUCUGGUUCCCAUCCCUUUGCUGACAGCUGAUAUACUUUUCAGAAAAUUUUAUAAGCCGCUUUUAUACUUUCUUUUUUAUAAAGUAUGGUUACCUGUUGGGCUCUCAAUUUGUGACUUUCAGUGAUUUUAAAAUAUUUCUAUAAUGUUAAUGGGGAAAUCCAGCAAUAAACUUAUUUAUAUCA
Molecule: messenger RNA, 2020 nt
Organism: Apodemus sylvaticus (European woodmouse)
Lineage: Eukaryota; Metazoa; Chordata; Mammalia; Rodentia; Muridae
Gene: Slc35a1
Product: solute carrier family 35 member A1
Exons: 8
Coding region: 162-1172 (336 amino acids)
Biological process (GO): pyrimidine nucleotide-sugar transmembrane transport
Cellular component (GO): Golgi membrane
Molecular function (GO): pyrimidine nucleotide-sugar transmembrane transporter activity
Source: RefSeq, a predicted model, not a curated record